Messenger RNA from Moesziomyces antarcticus, 1194 nucleotides. Its product is annotated as diaminopropionate ammonia-lyase. Bases 1 to 1194 code for a protein of 397 amino acids. The transcript has a single exon. The record is from RefSeq and is a predicted model, not a curated record. NCBI's taxonomy places the organism in Eukaryota, Fungi, Basidiomycota, Ustilaginomycetes, Ustilaginales, Ustilaginaceae.
AUGGUGAAGACGAUUCAGGACAACGAGCAUGCUGUGCAGGUCAGACCCACGAAAGUGCAGCAGCGCGUCGAGCUUGCCAACGUGCGUCGCUUCCAUCAGGACGUGCUUCCGGGCUACCGCAAGACGGAUCUGACCAAGAUUGCACUCACAUCGCAAGACUUGGGCCAAGUCCGACAUCGCUUCAAAGGCACCGUCUACGUCAAAGACGAGUCGGAUCGCUACGGUCUGCCAGCUUUCAAAGUGCUAGGUGCUGCCUACGCGAGCUUUGUAGCCAUUUGCGAAGCCUGGCAGCUCGACCCACAUACGGCGACCGUCCAAGAGCUGCGCCGUCAUGCCCGGUCCAUCGAUCCCACGCCUCUUCUGGUCGCAGCGACCGACGGCAACCAUGGCCGUGCCGUCGCCUUCUUCUCCAACCUGGUCGGACUGGGAGCGCGCAUCUACAUUCCCAGUGGUGUCUCUUCGAUUGCCGAGAGAGCGAUCAGCGCAGAGGGCCCCGACGUCGAUGUGAUCCGGCUGCAAGAGGACUACGAUGAAUGUGUCAGGCAAGCUGCUGCCUUUGCUGCCGCUGACGACCCCACGCAAGGCCAGCAACGCUUGCUCAUCCAAGACACCGCUUGGCAAGGGUACACGCACAUCCCUCAACUGAUCGUCGACGGCUACCAGACCAUCUUCCGAGAAGUCGACGAGGAGCUUGCUUCGCGCAGCCAACAAGAGGCGACGCAUGUCUUUUGUCCCGUUGGCGUGGGCUCCUUGGCCGACGCCACUGUGCAACACUACACCGCUGCCAGGGAUGAGGCAACAUCGCUGCCGACAUGUAUGGCCACGUCCAUCAUCGCCGUCGAGCCAGCGGGCUCGGCCUGUCUUGCCGAAUCGCUUGCUGAAGCGCGGCUCACCAGCAUACAGACGCGAAACACCAUCAUGGCGGGUCUCAACUGCGGGACUCCGUCUUACACUGCCUGGCCGAAUCUUCAGGCCGGCAUCCAGGUGGUCGUCACCAUCGAAGACGAGCAUGCACUAAACGCCGUCCAGAGGCUCCACACGUCCGGGAUCGCCGCGGGACCAUGCGGCGGCGCACCUCUCGCUGCCCUUCAAACAUUGUUCAGCAAUCCGUUCGAGGCGGAGAGACUAGCUCUCCUCGAUGACGAGCGUGUCGUUGUAGUACUAUUAAUGACCGAGGGGGCGAAAUCAUCAUAA